Colletotrichum tamarilloi is the source of this 378-nucleotide messenger RNA. RefSeq lists its product as uncharacterized. The annotation marks the transcript as partial. The record is from RefSeq and is a predicted model, not a curated record. The transcript has a single exon. NCBI's taxonomy places the organism in Eukaryota, Fungi, Ascomycota, Sordariomycetes, Glomerellales, Glomerellaceae.
AUACGGCGAACCCCGUUUUUGCAGUGGUUAGGCGUUGCGUUGUUCUGGCUCGGACGUCCGGCCUGCGACUUGCAGGAUAGUCAGAAGAGUUGCGGAAGCCACGCCACGACAUGCACAACAACGCAUACACAGUACAGAGGUGGCAGAGGAAGACCGGCGGGAUGGAGUCCAACAUCUGCCAGGCGGGCCCUACUACCAACGCUCGGGCACCGAGCUAACAUCCAUCCCCUGGUGGCCAGCAGAGGUAGGAUGUUUAACGCUGCUGGUCUACAGUAUCUCGUUGCUUACAGAUCCCCAGUGUCCGUUCCCUCGUUUGCUAACGAGUUGGAAUGGGGUGCCUUGUUGCAUUUUCCUACUGACUUAGCUGCAGUAGUCUGA